Argentina anserina (silverweed cinquefoil) is the source of this 2742-nucleotide messenger RNA. RefSeq names its product BTB/POZ domain-containing protein At1g30440. The record is from RefSeq and is a predicted model, not a curated record. The coding region runs from base 643 to 2559 and encodes 638 amino acids. NCBI's taxonomy places the organism in Eukaryota, Viridiplantae, Streptophyta, Magnoliopsida, Rosales, Rosaceae. Gene Ontology annotation, molecular function: protein binding. The transcript is spliced from 4 exons.
UAUGUUGUUGUGGGUUUUAAUUUUGGAUAUUUCUGGGUUAGGUUAAAGGGUUGUGCUGAAAACAAUUAGUGGCAUCUUGUGGUGUUUUAUUUUGGGGGCAGAGAGGAAGGGGUUGACCUAAGCUUCUGCUCUGUAAAUUAGGAUUCUUUGUUUUGGUUGGGGUUUUUUUUUGGCUGGACUAGUUUAGUAGGGCUUUGGGGUUUCAGAUUUGGGUUUAUUUGGAAGUGGGUGUACUUUAAUGGAGUUGUUGAGGUUUUCUCAAACAUUCAGAACUGGGUACUGGAGGAACUGAGUUUGGUCUGUUAUAUCUACAGGUAACGGUUCAGUUCUGGCAGAGAUUUAGUGGGUUGUUGCAGCUUUUUGGAGGGAGUUAGUGAAGAAACGCUGCAUUGUUGUUCUGCGGUUUCAAGCCUCAGAAAGACUUGGUUUUCUGAGGCAUUGGUGAAGGGUUCUUCAGCUUUUUCUUCAGGCUGGUUUUUGGCUUCAAGCAAAUAGGUUUCUGGGUUUCUGUUUCUGCAACUGCUCUGGUUUGGGCAUUUAGUGGUGUGAAUUUGAGUUCUCAGCUUAAAUUCAAGGUAGCUGAUUAGCUUAGCUGCCUUGGAACUUUGUUGUUGAAGUUGGAUACCGAUAGGUUGGGAGCCAAUGGCUUGCGUGAAACUGGGAUCUAAAAGUGAUGCGUUCCAUAGACAAGGACAGGCCUGGUUUUGCACCACUGGGCUUCCUAGUGAUGUUGUUGUCGAAGUUGGAGAAAUGGCAUUCCAUCUUCAUAAGUUUCCUUUGCUCUCAAGAAGUGGGGUCAUGGAAAGAUUGAUUUCAGAAGCAUCUGACGACGGAGAAGAAGCAUGCAAUAUAAACCUCCCUGAUAUUCCUGGUGGGGCUAAAACAUUCGAAUUGGUAGCCAAAUUCUGCUAUGGUGUGAAACUUGAACUGACUGCUUCAAAUGUUGUAUACCUCCGUUGUGCUGCCGAGCACCUUGAAAUGACGGAAGAGUAUGGGGAAGGCAAUUUGAUCACCCACACCGAGACCUUUCUAAAUCAUGUAGUUCUUCGAAAUUGGAAAGAUUCUCUAAAGGCACUACAAACAUGUGAUGAUAUUCUCCCUUAUGCUGAAGAACUUAACAUUACAAAACGAUGCAUUGAGUCUCUAGCCACAAAAGCAUCUACUGAUCCUAAUUUGUUUGGGUGGCCUGUUAAGGAGCAUGGAGGCCCCAUGCAAAGUCCUGGGGGGAGUGUCCUGUGGAAUGGGAUAAGUACAGGGGCAAGACCCAAAAAGUCGAGUUCAGACUGGUGGUAUGAGGAUGUGGCGACCUUAAGCUUGCCACUAUAUCAGAGAUUGAUUUCUGUUAUGGAAUCUCGUAGCAUCAGGAAAGAGAUUAUUGCAGGGUCAAUCACUUGUUAUGCUAAAAAGUAUCUUCCUGGGCUUAGUCGGCGUCAAGGAACUAGUGAGUCUAGUACACGUCUUGCACCAGCAUCUUUGGGCUCCCCGCCAUCUGAAGAAGACCAGAAGCUCUUACUUGAAGAAGUGGAUCGGCUACUUCCAUUGCAAAAGGGUCUGGUCCCAACCAGAUUCCUGUUUGGUCUACUUCGGACAGCCAUGAUACUUCGAGCCAACCCAUCCUGCAUCUCGAAUUUUGAGAAAAGGAUUGGUAUGCAGUUUGAUCAAGCUACUCUGGAAGAUCUUUUGAUGCCGAACUUCUCUUAUUCCAUGGAGACACUCUACAAUGUCGAUUGUGUACAACGGAUACUAGACCACUUCCUUACCGUGGAACAGAUUGCAGGUGGGGCGUCACCAGGUUCAAUUGAGGAUGGCCAGCUGAUUGGGUCACCUUCAUUGACACCAGUGACGAUGGUUGCCAAACUCAUUGAUGGAUAUCUUGCAGAAGUUGCUCCUGAUGUUAAUUUGAAGCUCCCCAAAUUUCAAGCUUUGGCUGCUGCUGUUCCUGAAUAUGCUAGACACUUGGAUGAUGGUCUCUAUCGAGCUAUAGAUAUAUAUUUAAAGUCACACCCAUGGUUGGCUGAGGCCGACAGGGAACAACUCUGCAGGUUGAUGGACUGCCAGAAGCUUUCCUUGGAAGCUUGCACUCAUGCUGCCCAGAAUGAGAGGCUACCAUUAAGAAUAAUUGUUCAAGUUCUCUUCUUUGAGCAGCUUCAACUUCGAUCUUCAAUUGCCGGCUGCUUUCUGGUUUCUGACAAUCUUGAUGGAUCAAGGCAGUUAAGAAAUGGCUUCUCUGGCUUUUCGGGAUCUAACGAGGGUGGAGGGUGGGCGACCACUGUGAGGGAGAAUCAGGUUUUGAAGGUCGGGAUGGAUAGUAUGAGGAUGCGUGUAUCCGAGCUUGAGAAGGAGUGUUCUAACAUGAGACAGGAGAUUGAGAAGUUAGGUAAGGUAAAAGGUUCUAGCACAUGGGGAAAUGUAUCGAAGAAGUUUGGGUUCAAGAUCAAGUCCCAGAUGUGCAGUGCUCAAGAGGGAUCAGUUAGCAAACAGCUCGACGGAAAUGAGAAAGCUGAGAAAUUAAAGGAGAGGCGUGGAAAACACAAGAAAGCCUCUGUAAAAGAUGAAUGAAGCCUUCUGUUUUUACCUUCCUUUUAACUCUUUGAUUUCAGCUCAGAGACCAAAUCCCACUUCUGAUUCUUUGUGGUAUACCUAUUUAGCUGUAUCAUUAUCAUCUUAAUUAUUAUGUAGUGGAGCUGGAAAACAAGUUCUAUCUGUAAUUGGUUUAUUGUUAUUGUAGCAAUUUCUUCUUCA